Messenger RNA from Nomia melanderi (Alkali bee), 645 nucleotides. RefSeq lists its product as uncharacterized. The record is from RefSeq and is a predicted model, not a curated record. NCBI's taxonomy places the organism in Eukaryota, Metazoa, Arthropoda, Insecta, Hymenoptera, Halictidae.
AUGAAGAGGAUAGCUGCGUCGACUCUACUAAUUUUGGGCCUAGCCCUUUGCGUCCAGAGUGAACCGGUACAGAAAGAAGAAGAUGACAGUGCUUUCAACUGCAUAUACGAGGAGAACACGGUGUCGUGUCUGAGAACGAGACUGGCCAGGGACAUCGAUCGGAUCGAGAUGCAGGUCACCGGUAAGAAGAGCGAGCCACCGAUGAGCGCGGUGAUCGAGCAGGCCGGCAACUUCGUGGCUGAGGUCGUCGACAGCGUCCAGAACCCCGAAAAAUCGGAGGAGGUCGAGAACGAGGCGGAAGCGGUUGAACAAGGACGCAGAAAGAAGUUCGGCAAGAAGAAGAAGCAGCUGCAGAGGCUGCUCGGCCUGGUGAUGCUGUUCAAAGCGAAGCUCAGCUUGCUACUGCAACUGAUCUCCACCCAUUUGCAAGUGAAGUUCUUCGUGAUCGCCGUGGUUAGCCUGCUGAUCAACGUGGUCAAGUUCUGGCUGGACCUGAAGAAACCCCCAGCUAAAGUGAUCUAUUACGAGCACGCGCAACAUCAGCAUCACUACGACCACGACGACCACGAUCACGGCUACUGGGGACGAUCCUCAAACGACUCUCCCCACGAUCUCGCUUACUCCGCCUACGCUACCAAACAAUAA